AGUAUAAAUAAGAAAUAGGUCACUAUAGGUAUAAGUGAGAGUAGGUCUUGAGACGAAACCAGACAAACCACCUUUCGGAUAAAAUUAUUUCUCAUGCUCUUCGUAGUCGGCAUUUAAGCCAUAAACCAGAUGAGUUUUUGAUUGUUGCACAAAAAUUAGUUACCUUGCUUACGUUUUAACUGCUGGUUGUGUUUGUCCCCGAGUUGAAAUAAAUAUGCUACAACCUCGCAAAAUAAGAAGAACCGGAAAAAAUAAGUUCAAAUGCAAUCAUAACACAUACUACAGCAGCUAUCUAAUGGAUUGGAAAAUUUUCUUCGAUAAAAAAUGGCUAGCUUUGAUCUUCGCAAUAAUGUUUAUGGGAUACAUUGAUGCUUCUCAGGAAAUUGAUCAGCCUUAUCCAAUCAACCCAACACCCAUAAUAUCAAAUCUUGCUGCUGACGAUAUAACAACUGUAAUUUUGCUUAAUAAUGCGUCAGGUCGCGUGGGCGAUACCCAUGGAAGAUUUUUAAAGCUACGGCCUGAAGUUGGACUUUUAACAUCAACAGCACGAACAUUUAUUCAAAAUGGAAUAACAACCGAGUUUGCUACCAAGAUUGUAGGAACCACUCUUAAUAACGGAAGACUGUACGCACAAUAUCUUAAAAAACGAUCUAGAGUUCUUUACAGAAACGAUAAUACUUCUCCUGCUGUUAAAACAAGCUGGGUAGGGGAAAAUCCUUUCCAAAAGAACUCCAAACUAUUACAAAAUCACAACGACUUAUUUAAUUUGGAUGUCCAUGAAUGGCAGUAUGUUGACGAUAGUCUUGACAUUAAAAAGAAUGACUUUGUAGGAAAUACAGACUUCGUUAACGUAAAGGGGACGAAACAAACCGAAUCUAUAACACCAAGAGGGGAAGAUUCAAAUUGGUCAAUUUUGCUGCCGCAAAAAUUAAGAAAUAGCCUGACACUAUCUAUUCAUGAAAAUAAGGAAGAGUUAAAUACACUUAAAAGUAAUCAGUCUUUACCCGUUGAAGACUUGGAAACAUUUACGGUUAAAAAUCGUAAUACAGUUUUUCGUGGAGCUACUAUUCCAAUCAACAAUUUAAAUGAUGAUACCGUUCAUGAACGGUUUGGAAAAAAUGUGAACAGAAAUAUUUCUGAACAUGAAGCUGAAACUACUUCGAAAAUAGACUCUUCUACUGUAACAUAUUAUGGAUUUGCAGAGUUUACUACUAUUGUUGGUGACAGUGUUAUUGUAUUUUUACCAAGUACAUUACAAUAUAAUAAACACUUUGGACAAGUAACUUCGAUAAAAGGAGUGCCUACAUUAGGAUCCGAAUCAUUCCUAACUCAAACUAUUCAUUCCCUACCCGAAAACAAAAAUUCUGUGAAGAAAACCAUGGUUUUAGAAAACAUGUACGAUAAGAAUAUAGCUUCGAAUGAAAAUCUUGAAGAUGUUUCAAAUCGUGUCUCAAAAAGCUCAAAUAAAAUUAUUGAUGAAUCAAUUCUUUUAAAGAAUCCAAUAAAUACAAAAAAUUAUACUCAGAUUACACUAAGCUCAAAUUAUAUACCCUCGGUUCGAAUUGAACUAAAUACAUCAAUAAAUGAACAGUACAAUUUUACCAUAAACGAAACGAAGGAUUACUUUCAAAUGGAUAAAAUGAGCUUUUAUCAUCAAAAUCAGUCAAGUGAAGAAGUGCUUGGAGGUGCCACCACUAUUUUCUUAGAUGAUGAUCCUUUUACCAAUUAUAUUGCAAAAACUAAAUUGAUUCAUUAUACAAAUAAUGUUCAGCCAGAGAAAAACUCGGUUCAAAGAGAAAAUAAUAUUAAUAAAAAUAUUGAAGAAAAUUAUAUUAAUGCCAAGAUAAACAAAACUUUAGUAACAAUAGACACAACAUCAAACAACGUAAAAGAAAAUUAUACAUGCGAUCACACAACAUCGCAGGUAUUUUUUACACAAAUGCCAAAGGUUCUCUUUGAUACGUCAUCUCUAGCUGUGGAUGAUGUUAUAAAAGAUAAUCCGAUUGCCAAUUAUGAUAUUAUAAAGACUACUAAAUAUUACUGUAUACAGGCUUCCCAGGUUCAGCAAACUACGGAUCUGAUUGAUAUGAAUAAUAAAACUAUUCUUCUAAUUGAGCCUCAACGUAAAUUAACAGCAAAAGAGGUAAAAGAAACCAUUUCUCCACAAUAUGAAUACUACGACCUCACCAACGAAAAUGAGUAUGAGGGAGAGGAUGAGGAUGAUGAAUAUGUCAAUGUUACUGAUGACUUUGAUUUUAUUUACAAAACUUUUUUUACCACUUAUACCUAUUUGACAACAUUUUUUGAAGGCUCCAAAACCACUGUUUCUAGCCAUACAGAGAUUAUAACUAGCCUACUUUCUUCGAAAUAUAGAACUGAAGAAGAAUCUAUUUCACAAGUUUUAAGCACAGUUAAAGCAAAUCAAAUUAUUGAAAACAAAAACAACCAAUCAAAUCCUAAUAUUAUACAUACAGUUUCUAAAUAUACCAUACCAACAGAGCUUGCAAAUAAACUUCUACCCCAUAACACAAAAAAUAUUUCUGAAAUUGAAAGCUUCACACAAGCAACGGCAAGUUUUGAUGAUUUGAAAUACACAAAAACUUUUUAUACAACCUAUACUUACUAUACGUCAAUUUUUUCUGAUAACAAUACCGAGAUCAUGUCGCGGACAAAUGUGAUAACUAGUUAUCUAACUUCGAAAUUUUUAAGCAAUCACACUUUAAUUUUUACACAACCAAACUAUAGUAAAAAUUUAUCCGUAGCAGAAAAACUUGAGCUUAAAGCAUCUGUAAAUAAAAUUGACAAUCAUAAGUCUGUGACUUCUGUGUACAAAGUGAAAAACGAUUUCUUGGAUCAUGAUGAUCAAGUUAGUUCGGAAAGCAAUACUGAGGAGAUAAUUCCAUCUGCAACGUUGCUUCUACAAACCAGUUUUACCACAUUUACAUUCUAUACAACAAUGUACGUCGGCAAUGACACAAAUAUUAUCAGUCGCCUUGAGACAUUGACAAAUAUAGCGACUGGCAUAUUGCAACCAUCAAAAACAUUAAAAGAAGAAAGUAUCUUCCCUAUUACAUAUUUUACAACGUUUACAUAUUGGACAAAAUUAGCUAAAGAUGGUGAAAUUACAACAGUAAGCAGAGAGGAAACUUUAUCUAAUAUAGUAUCACCUACAUAUAUCUUACAAGAAACCGUAAACACAUCUUCAUCUAAAAUAUACAGUGUUAAUCAAACCCGGGACUAUGAUAUCACCACAAACACCACUGAUAUCCUAAAAAGCCUACACCUUUCCUCUGAUGUUAUAACUUACUACACAACAUAUACGUAUUAUACCACUUCAUAUAAAGGAAAUGAAACUAUUACCGAUUCCCGUUUUGAGACUGUAACUAAUGUUGUUACAAGCAAUAAAAUGUCUUUUUCAACACCAGUAGCUAAUUCCGCAGUCCCACAAUAUAUUCAUCCCACAACCGAAAAUGCGUAUAUAUUAAGUACUUCUGAUAACCAAUUAGUUUUGUUUGAUUUUAAGAAAAUAAUUGAUGCUGAUGAAGUUAGUACUUUGUAUUUUACAACAGAAAUUCUGUCAAAAGUAAAUGACGAGGGAUAUAGUGUUGAGAUAACUAGCAGUACCUCCAGACUAAAAAUUGACGAAUCGAAAAAAAAAAUUUUAGCAACAACUUUAUUACAAACUGAGUUUGAUAAAAGCUCAUCAAUAUCAAAGUUGCAUAGGACGGGCUUGGUUAGACUCAUCGAAGGCAAACGAAUCCAAAAUAAUACCACUACUUUGUACCAAUCAAAAGUUAUCGGCACGGUUAUUGACAAUCGAUAUGCGCAAGUCAUUGAAAGUACAUCUAGUUUUUUGUAUGAAAACACUUUUUCAGAAAAUUUCAUUAUACCAACUAAGGCAACAAUUGCAAUAAAUUAUUCUUUUUCAACUAAUGUAAUAAAACCAUUAUCUCAAAAGUCUGAAUAUUAUUCUGAAACUAUUAAUAAUGCGGACAUGAAAACUAAACCAGAAAUUAUAAUAGAAAAUGUGGGUUCUCAAAACGAUGAAUCCACGGAUCCGCUUAAUACAUCAAAACGGACUUUUGCUCCAGUAAUACGACCCUUUGCUUCACGAAAUAGACCAACAUUUGCCCCAAAACAAAAAAGUCAAAAUUCUCUUAGCGCGACUAUUAUUACUAGAUCCGACAUAACUCCGACUAUAACGGCAACACCUGCUUUAAAAAUAAAUGGUAAAUACAGCUCUUCCCGCCGUGGUGUCUUUUCAAAUGGAGUAAAAGGCCUUAACGAAUCUAGUUUUUAUCAGACGCAUACGUCCAGACGACUUUUUAGCCGCCCAUCCAAACUAACAACUGAACUGCAUGGAAUCUUCGAAUCCAACACUGUAUAUUUCGCUUCAAGAAACAGACUCUCUCCAUCGGUACAAGUAGCUCAAAAUCUGAGUUCUAAGCGACAAAAUAAUAAUAUUUUACUUCGUCAAAAAACAAAAGCUGUAUUUCGCGGCUCAUCAAUAACAUCAAAUAUUCGUAUUAAGCCAAACACCUUAUCCCUUAGUUAUGGGGGCUCUCAAACACAAACCAUCGCCCAUGACCACCUUUCCUCAGAUAGUAGCAUCGAAGAAGAGAACUCAACAGAAGUAAGUGAAGAAGUAGAAUCUUCGCAACACAAUCAAAAUCAAUUAUUACGCCUUCGUCGACCAGUAAAUAGACCAAGUGGAUUUAUUUCACCAAAAAAAAAUUUAGGAAAUUCGCCAGUAGCUUCUUUUAGACGGAAUCCAUUGCUAUCCCGUUCCAAAUUGUUAACUACAACCAGUACAACAACUACAACAGUUAAACCUUCACCUCGAAGCUUUCCCCGUCCUAUUGGUCUUCAAGCCAGGUCGAGGUCACAAAGUAAUCUAUUCCCUCCUCGUGGUCUAUUCCAACCCCAGCAGAAAGAUGAACCCACAGAUAUAACGAAUACAAACAGUUCCGAAAAUAGCUCCGAAAAUGAAUAUGAAAACGAUGAAGCAGAAAAUAGUAAUGGUAAAAAGCAUCGAAACAAGCGGUCAAGCCGAAUAUUUUGUUGCCAUAAAAUUCAUACAAGAAGACGUCGUCAAUCGGAAGCAAAAGUUAUGAAUCGAUUUAGGUUUCGUCGUCAAAACUCAACGAUAUCUACCCCAAGUAAAGAGAUUAUGCAAGUCAACUUUGAAGAGCUAGAAGAAACAACCCAUUCUUCAGCUAAAUCAAAUUCGCGUUUUGGGUCGAGAUUUUAUUCUUCACGGAGUAAUCAGAUGCCAACACAAGGUAAUAUUUUUAACUCUACAAUUGCAACAACGAAUAAAACAAUUAGACCAACUCGACCAUCUUCAAAGCGCCGUCAGUUUACCCUACGAGAAAAUGAAAAUACUUUCAAAAGCAAUACACGUUCAGGAUCCCAAAGCAAUUUCCGUCGACAAUUAGGUAAUACUUCGACAAGACGCGCAAUUGGUUCCAACCCAAGUAGUAGUUCUACCAGCCAAAGAAUAAAGAGCCAUAAUAAUUAUAAUAACAAAAAUAAUGGAGAACACGGACGAUUAUCGCAUAUAUCACGUUCCAGAAAUAUUAACACAAAUACGUCUAAAAGAGGAAGGGGUUCUGUGCGCAGCCGAAAUAGAAGCGAGUAUGCCUCCGACUUAAAAAUUGUUGAGCAGGAAGAGAAAAUAAUCACAGUUACACAUUUUAUACCAUCUGAAGUCACUGUACCUUUUGUAAAUGGCCAUAAAACAGAUUAUAAAAAUAUUAUAACCGCUAAAAGCAGUACGGAGCUGGUGGGGUCGAAUCAAUAUACCAAUAUUGUCGGUAAAAAUGGAUUGACUUCUACAUAUCUUAAAAGGGAGGAGUCUAAGAUAAAUGAAGCUGGGUUGACUGAAUAUACCAAAUAUCUUUUGCAUGAAUCUAUCACAAGUACUGUAACGUUUACACCCACUACAAUACGUGGUCGAAAGACAUCAUUUUCACACAUUUUACCAUCAACAGCUUACUCUGUAGAAUAUCUUGUAUCUACAAUACAGCCCCAAAUUUCUGCUAAUGCACCACUUGCAAAUAUAUUACUUUCGCAGUUACUUUUAGGAAAUUUAAAUUUACCUGCUCAUCCUAUAAAUGGUCAGCAACAAAAUUAUAUAUCACCAGUACCAGUUACAUCAUCUGUCGAACCUAUAACUGAAUAUCGAACCCAUACAUCCACAUAUGUAACUACAAUUUUCGAUGGAAAGUCCACAAUAUUACCAAUAACAUUUCAGGGUAAAAAAAUUUUUACUACUGUAUACGACACAAUUGCUCAAACUAUAACUGCUACCGAAUACAGUGUAGACACAAUCAUUAAUACUCCAUCAAUGGUACAGAACAUUCAAAAUAAUGGACCGGCAGCAAUAAACAGCUUGUUGUUACAACAGUUGCUGCUACAACAACAACAGGAGCCUAUAUCGUUACCACAUAUAAUUUCAAAACCGGAAUCACCCGAAUUAUUAAUAAGUGAGAACCUUCAAGACUUGGAAGUAACUCGUUCAAAUGUAAAGUCAGAUGCCAUCGAUGAUAUCGACUAUAGUUUAGAAAUGCCAUCAAACAGAAAUACAAUGCCAACAUCUAAAAAUUCACGCAAAAAAAUAAAAAAAGGUAGCCAUGGUCAUAAGCGAAGUAGGCAUAAUGAAUUAGUAAUGAAUUCACAGGAUGCAAGCGUUGUAACACUAUACGUAUCAGGGCGAAGACCUGGUGAAUUUAGUACUGUUUUAUCAACUGUACAAGGCAUUUAUGAGCAUUCUGCUACCUUACAAAAGAGACAGGCAGAUUUAUACUUUCAAACGACUAGUGCUGCAAAAAAUUUUAAAAAUAAUCAAGAAGUUACGAAAUUUAGUUAUUUAAUGAAUACCUUACCAAGUUCAUUUAAAGGUGGAACAACUUCGUUGGAGAGUAUUGUGGGUGAUGUAAGCGUUUGGUUAGAUAAAUCGAGUAAGAAAUUAAACUUACUUUCAAUGGAAAAAGAACUAGCGACAAUAAUCAAUACUGGUAGAUACAUAUUAAAUAUUUAAAAAUGUAUUUUUUAACAGCAUCUUACGAUUUAAGAAUUUUUGAUCAAGAUUCGACUUUUUCUGGAUAAUUUGGUCCCUUACAAUUGGAAGGUACAUGUGGAUGACGAUAUUUGAUCACUAGUCAAUAGCUUUCAAAGUUUUAAACAAUUUUUUUCAUUUUAGUUGUUUUAGGAACAUUAAUUCGAACAUCAUAUUUUAGUUUCAAUUCUAUAGGUUGAUAACUCAGUCAAGGAAAUUAAAAAAAUUAAAAAGUUGUUUCUAUAAAAAUUUGUACGGAAUACAUAUUUCUUCGAGUAUUUCAAUUACCCUCUUAUGAACCUAUAAACUGUAUUGUCCAUGGCUAAUUGUUAUUUGUGUGCAUCAUAAUUUUUAUAUUGGUUGUAAUAAUAAACUUAGGUUUUGUAAACGAAAUUUAAUGUACAUAAUCAUUAGAAUAAAUUUGAAAUAAUACUAACAUAUUUUAUCUAAUGUACAUAGAAACUAGGUUAAAUUAUAUGAUUUUAUUAAUAUGUUUUUCAUAUGGUAAUAAAGGACAUUUGCAAUCAUGCAGUGGUAAAAACUGUGUAAAA
This is a messenger RNA of Drosophila ananassae, 7611 nucleotides long. RefSeq lists its product as uncharacterized. NCBI's taxonomy places the organism in Eukaryota, Metazoa, Arthropoda, Insecta, Diptera, Drosophilidae. The transcript has 4 exons. Bases 215 to 7042 code for a protein of 2275 amino acids. The record is from RefSeq and is a predicted model, not a curated record.